AUAACGGGGUACGAUGAGACAGGUCGUAACGAAGGAAGUGAGCAUAUCGCAUCCCGAGGGAUGGAAUUAAAAGUAGAAAUGGUUAAGUUUGGUACAAUAAAAUGGACAGACAUUUUUCUUUAAGACGGCGUAAAUACAGAAAACGUUGGGCGGAAAAAUGCAAAGACUACAUCAGAAAUUUUCUCGCUUUCAUGUUCAGCAACAUCGGGAUCAUUGGAUUAGUGGUCGGCUACACGGUCGCCGGUGCGUUUAUUUUUAUUCACAUUGAAGGCGACCAGGAGGAUAUACUUCGGCGUACAAUUUCGCAACAGCGCAACAUAAAGGCUGACACAAUAUGGAACAUAACAAAUUUUACGAAUAUCUUUCCGGAGAACGAGAGGCUGUGGAGGACGAGCGUUAUGAGGGAGCUUGAAGAGUAUCAGGUUGCUAUAAUUGAUGCCGUGAAGCACGGCUUUGACGGAUGUGAUACGAUAGGAACUAAUACGCUGUGGAGCUUUCCAGGAGCUUUCCUUUAUUCCCUUACUGUGAUUACUACAAUAGGUUACGGAAACGUGGUGCCGCAGACCAAACUAGGAAAAGUUAUAACGAUAAUCUACGCAAUAAUAGGCAUGCCCCUAUUCCUGCUCUACCUCUCGAACAUCGGCGACAUAAUGGCGAGAUCGUUCAAGUGGCUCUACGCGAAGAUAUGCCUCUGCAGGUGCUGCCCCGGGGUGGCGAAGAAGCGCGCCGAACGUCGCCGCCGCAGGGCCGAGGAGCUGAGCGUCGACUACUACGGCAACAGGAACGGAUCCGAAAGUCCCGAGGUUAGCAUUAGACGGGGACAGUUCCAGGAGACGUCAGGAUCGAGCGAGGAACAAUCCGAGAACGGCACCGACAAUUCCGACUCGCAAACGGUGACGGUUCCCGUAACAAUUUGCCUUGUGAUUAUGGUUGGUUACAUACUCGGCGGAACGGUCCUCUUCGCGAAGUACGAGGACAAAUGGACGACGCUCGACGGUUCCUAUUUCUGCUUCAUUUCGCUGAGCACAAUCGGAUUCGGCGACCUCGUGCCCGGCAAGGCGAUCUACUCCGACACCAAGUUCGAGCUUAGCUCGAUUCUCUGCUCGAUGUACCUCAUGCUGGGCAUGGCACUAAUCGCGAUGUGCUUUAAUCUGAUGCAGGAGGAAGUCAUUCACAAAAUCAGAACCACAAUGCGACGCAUCAAAAACAUAUUUCGCUGCAAUCGGUGACGAAAUCCGCGAGUUUGGCGUACCGGGGAGGAGGUAGAAGCCGCUUGGAGACAUCUGUAAUUCAAUUCCUAGACCGACAGGGAAAAAUCCUCUAAAAGUGAUAAAACGAGCCGAGGAGGGUUAAAACGGAAGGACGUCGGAUUUAUAAGACUUCGUCUUGAAUCGCCCACUCGAAGUACCUUCACGGAUCCUGCUAUUUACAUUAAAUAAAGCUCUUAAUGACG
Messenger RNA from Photinus pyralis (common eastern firefly), 1453 nucleotides. It is a transcript of the gene sand, whose product is annotated as potassium channel subfamily K member 1. Gene Ontology annotation, cellular component: membrane. NCBI's taxonomy places the organism in Eukaryota, Metazoa, Arthropoda, Insecta, Coleoptera, Lampyridae. Gene Ontology annotation, molecular function: potassium ion leak channel activity. The record is from RefSeq and is a predicted model, not a curated record. Gene Ontology annotation, biological process: potassium ion transmembrane transport; stabilization of membrane potential.